UCUCCUUCCGUUGCCUCCGCUUCGCCUUUUCCCGUUCCGUCCAAAUAAAACGCUCGAGCUACCAAACCCUAGGUAGCGCUCGUUUCGAUCCGAUUCGAGUCGAUCUCAGUUGGGUGCGAGAUUGGACUGGAGGGGGAUGACGAUACCUAGUGCCGAGGGAUUCCUCCCGGCGGCGAGCUGCCUGCCGUGCACCGCGGAGGAGGAAAGGGCGGCCGUCGACGCACUCACGCGGGAGGCCGACGCGAAUGUCAAAGACGGCGAUCUCCGCUAUCUCAUCUCACAAAGCUGGUGGACCAACUGGCAAUCUUAUGUGGGCUUACUCAGUUAUGGGGAGAAUGACACUGACAUUCCUCUUCAACCUGCAAGUAGACCUGGAGAGAUUGAUAACAGAAAGCUUGUUUUGGAGGAAACUAGCAGUGGCAGUGAAGAUACAGAGCUCCAAAGAACCUUAAGAGAAGGGGAGGACUACACUUUGGUGCCACAAGAUGUCUGGAGAAAACUAUAUGACUGGUAUAAAGGUGGACCAGAGAUAUCUAGGAAAGUGAUAUGUGAGGAUCCAACUUCCAGGAGAUACAUAGUCGAUGUCUAUCCCCUUCAUUUGACACUAAUUGAUGAAAGAGAUAACUCUGCGCGGACCAUCAAACUAAGUAGGAAGGCCAAAGUUAGUGAGCUUUAUAGAUUGGUUUGCUCACUUUUGUCUGUGGAGCAGUCCAAGGUUCACAUCUGGGAUCAUUACCAAAAGUUGAAGAACAAAAAGUUGACCAAUCGCAAUGAGACACUCGAGGAAGCUCAACUUCUGAUGGAUCAAGAGAUUCUCUUGGAGGUUAGUGCAGAUGAUAUCUGGUCUUCCGAUCAUUGUACAAGAUCUACCAGCAAUGAAUUAGCAUUACUUCCACUGGAACCCACCACGUCGUCAUUCUCAAUUGCUGGAGGCCCUAACUUUUCAAAUGGCUAUUCAUCUGGAAUUGGUUCCAGUCUUUCACAGGAUAAUAGCCUUAAUCCUUUAGUAAAGGACAUAGAAGAUGGGUAUAGUAAUUUCAGCAAUGGAACAAAAGAUGACAUCCAUGGAUUGACUGGGUUACAUAACCUGGGUAAUACAUGCUUCAUGAAUAGCGCCAUACAGUCCUUGGUCCAUACGCCUCCACUGGUGGAGUAUUUUUUGAAGGAGUACACUCAGGAGAUAAACACGGAAAAUCCGCUUGGGCUGCAGGGUGAACUUGCAGUAGCAUUUGCUGAACUACUGAGAAAACUUUGGUCCGCUGGUCGCACUUCUGUACCUCCACGUGCAUUUAAGUCAAAACUUUCUCGUUUUGCUCCUCAGUUUAGUGGAUAUAAUCAGCAUGAUUCUCAGGAGUUGCUUGCAUUUCUGUUGGAUGGUCUGCAUGAAGAUCUCAAUCGCGUGAAGAAGAAACCAUAUAUUGAAGCAAAGGAUGCUGAUGAUCGUCCUGAUGAAGAAUUCGCUGAAGAAUGCUGGAAUUACCAUAAAGCUCGAAAUGACUCCAUAAUAGUAGAUAAGUUCCAGGGGCAAUACAAGUCCACCUUAGUCUGUCCAGAAUGCAACAAAAUCUCUGUUACCUUUGACCCAUUCAUGUAUUUAUCGCUACCAUUACCCUCAACUGUUACUCGAAUGAUGACUGUGACUGUAUUUAGUGGUACUGGGGAUUCUCUUCCCAUGCCUUACACUGUUACAGUACCAAAGAAUGGAGUUUGCAGAGAUCUUUGUAAAGCCCUGAGUGAUGCGUGCUGCUUAAAAGAGUCCGAGACAUUGUUACUUGGAGAGGUAUAUGAUUAUCGGAUUUACCGUUAUUUCAGUCCAUUGGAGCUACUUCAUAUUAUAAAAGAUGGUGAUCAGCUUGUUGCUUAUAAGCUUCCUGCUGGCCAUGAAAAACUUUUGAGGAUUGAGAUCCUACAUCGGAAUGUGGAUAGCAUCGCAGGUCUGAUAGCCGUCCUAUAGAACUUUUGAGCUUUUGUGGGACCUUGCCAUGGAGGGUGUCAGAUGCUUGCGUCACUUCAUCCAACCCGCUUUGAUUCUAUGGCUAACAUCCUCAUCGAUACCACCGUUGCUUUGUAGCGUUGAUCCUAAAAGGAUUCAUAAAUGUUAUACAUAUCAGAAUUGGGUCUUCUAAAAGGUAAAAUAUUGGAUUCAACCGACUGAUUUGCUGAACGCAUCCGUCGUGUGCUGGGCCGUUUGAUCGCAAGCAGUACGGCCGCAUGAAAACUUAGGUGCAUGUGCGCGAUCCCUACUAGUACAGUACCGUCUACUAAUACUCCUACAUAAUUGGCUUUUUUAAUACUUCUAGUUCUAUGGUCGGAGCACAGUGGCUGGAAUGCUGUUGUACCUUCCUAGCUUAUGAGUGUGCUUUCUUCUCGCCUCAUGCCCAUGCGCUAGCCCGCUGAUGUGCUUUUUCCUUGGUGCUGCUGCAUUGUCGUCACUGCUGCUUGCCAGCGUUGCCACCCAGUCCAGCGCUGCCCUCGCAAUAGCGACACCGUCCUUUCUGUUAGAGGAGUUUGCGGCACCGGGGACCUCUACAACAACAGGUAAUGUUGCGAAUAACCGGCGAGCUGGCGGCGCUGUCCCCGUCCCCACAAUCAUCCUAUGGCUUAUGGAAAACACUUGUAAAUAGCCUGCUCAUAACUCGGCGAGGGUUGGCUGUCUCCGUGGCCGUUGGGUCUAAUUUUGAUCGGAUGGUACCCAGUGCAACUCCCUUCCAGGCGCAAGAAGCGAAUCUUUUCCCGAGUGCAAUGUGGGUCAUGUUACAACCAGCGAGCACAUGACUCAUAUUGCGAAUGGACGACCUUACCCGAGAGCAACAUGACUCAUGUUGUAAACGGGCUUAUGGUGUGGAGGACUUUUUUCCGAAGCAACAUGGGUCAUGUUGCAACCUAGGAAUGCAACAUGGCUCAUGUUGCAAACGGGUGUAGUGCAGUUGGGGUGUGGAGGACUGUUGCAACAUGAGUCCUGUUGCAACCUGCGAGCGCAACAUGGCUCAUGUUGUAAACGGGGGUUAGGGUGUGGAGGACUUUUUUCCAAAGCAACACAGGUCAUUUGUGCAACCUACGAGUGCAAAAUGGCUAAUGUUGCAAACGGGUUAGGGUGUAGAUGAUUUUUCCGGCUGCAACCUACGAGCGCAACAUGGCUCAUGUUGCAAAUGGGGGUCAGGGUGUGGACGAUUUUUUUCCGAACACAACACUGGUCAUGUUGCAACCUACAAACAUAACAUGGUUUAUGUCGCAAACGGGUCAGAUCAGGGUGGAUGCUCACGACCCGAGCGCAACAUGGUUCAUGUUGCAUCCAGUAGCGCAACAUGGCGGGUCACACUGAAUGACUGAAGCAACCACUUUAGACGGUUGUCGCGUAUGGGAUCCAAUGACUCUGGAGGCGUCUCAUUCGAUCCACGCACCAGCGUGUAGCAGACACCAUGUCUUGUCCGCCGCUCCUAUGGUAACGAUUUUUUUUGACAUGUUGUAAGCUUGUACUUGCGUUUGCUGCAAAUACAUGGGUGAAUGUUGCAAGUGUUUUGACUUCAUAUUUCAUAUGUUGGAUGUUUUUCUUGUCAAGAUUUUUGUUGCGAUCAAUGGUGAUUUGUUGUAUAGCUAAAUGGUUCAAAUCACCCGGUUGAUCCACGCCCAAGAUCCAUCAGGCAUUGAUGCAAGCUAGUCGCAACAUAUUACAGUGACAAUCAUAAUUGUUGCAAGUGGGACGAUGAGGUGUCAAGGACGAUCGCCCAUUGCUGCAAGACAAAAGGACGCCAGUACAAGAGUGGUGCUGUUGUUGCAAGACGACCGUCUCUAUAUUUUACUACUGCAAAGAUAUAGAUUAUCUCUAUUUUGGUGCAUACAUUUCUAUGAACGUUGACGACAAAGAUAGGCUCUAGGGGCCAUGCAGCAUGAGCAUGAAUGGCUUGAUACAUAACUAAAAUCUGGAAUUCUGGAUUGUAUGAGGUUGCUACAAUAUGAGCAGCUAGCUACGACCUGUAGUUGCUGUACCGAACAUACAUUAAACUAGUAUUGUGGGGCCCUGAUGCCCACUUGAUUUGUGAAACGGUGUGUCCCUGGCCUCAGCACCACAGCCAAAACGGUGCUCCGGGUUGACUAAUCAAAUAAUCAUAUGGCUUACAAAUUGAUUGAGUGGCCAUCGAGCCGGCUGAUCCCGUAUGAGUAUCAGCCGGCUGACGCUUGGUGCUCGCCCUUCUAAAAUGCCUACAUGCGGCUGGAGGCUGAUAACAGUGUUGAUUGUGCUUUCAGUCUCUUAUGGCCAAAAGACGUGUUGAGUCUUUACAUUAUGGUAGACUUACCGUACGGCUGCAUAUUUAGAAUGGGGUUAGGAAGAUUGAGAUGUGGAAGGGGUCCAAUGAUGCGGAGGGGGUGGCAGCACUCCGAUCUAACUCUGCAGUAGAGAGCACGAGAUUGGGAGUGGACAGGACAUAUUCUUCUACAUUUGGUUGUCAUGAAUGCCCUUAUGAUUUACGAUGUGCCACAGUAAAUGUUUUUUUUAAUGGUUUAUGCUUUGUGCUACACCACUGUACUUGAUAGAAUUUUCCUUUUGUAGUACUCCUCCGAUCCAAACAAAGUGUCGUGGCUUUAGUUCAAAUUUGAAGGGAGUAACAAUUUUAUGCAUUAUUUUUACUUGCAGAUAGCACAGAAAACUGAGAUCACCUAUACCUCAUUUUAUGUCUCAUCUUCUUUGAUGCUAUAUAUUUUUAUCAUUCUGUUACUAUGGAUAUGAGAAUUACUUUCCAAAUUAGGCUUAUGUUGGUAUGUGCUUGUUAAUUC
Molecule: messenger RNA, 4773 nt
Organism: Triticum dicoccoides
Lineage: Eukaryota; Viridiplantae; Streptophyta; Magnoliopsida; Poales; Poaceae
Product: ubiquitin carboxyl-terminal hydrolase 9-like
Exons: 11
Coding region: 137-1954 (605 amino acids)
Biological process (GO): protein deubiquitination
Molecular function (GO): cysteine-type deubiquitinase activity
Source: RefSeq, a predicted model, not a curated record